This is a messenger RNA of Dracunculus medinensis (Guinea worm), 687 nucleotides long. The record is from the annotation of a GenBank genome assembly. Lineage: Eukaryota; Metazoa; Nematoda; Chromadorea; Rhabditida; Dracunculidae.
AUGUAUGAGUCGAGCGAACUGCUCCACUUGAAUGCUAAAGAGUUUCAUUUAAAAAACUGUAAUAUUCCAAAAACUAAUUUUAAAACGAAAAAUGAUCAUUUAAUAUUUACGGUAGGAACAAUUUGUUAUUUGAUAAGCAAUAAGGAGAAAGGAUCUAAUUUGCGCGAAAUUUUCGCGGAAAAUAACGAAAACGAAGCGCCAGCAAUGAAUUGCGAAAUAAGUGAGGAAAUUAUCAAAUGUUCAUCCGGUAAUGGUCAUGCACUUUUAUUGAGUAGUCUCGGAGAAGUUUAUAGUUUGGGUAAUGGUAACCAUGGCGAAUUAGGCCGAGGCUCCUUCGAUAACCAAGAAAUACCAAAAAAAAUCGAAUUUUUAAGUUCAUUAAAAAUCAUUGACAUAGCAUGUGGUUCAUGGCACAGUAUUGCCUUAUCAGAUGAUUAUAAUGUUUACGUUUGGGGUUGGAAUAAUUUUGGACAAUUAUCAAAUAUUUCUUCCUUGGUAAAUAUUCCAUAUCCGUUGGAGAUUGAUGAUGAGAUUAUUGCUGUUGACGCUUAUCGAAAUUGUACAUUGCUGUAUACCGCAAAUAUGACUGUUAUUUCUUAUGGUUCCUUUGUAUUUCAUAAUAAUCCGAAUUUCUUUUAUUUCUUUUUUUCGAAGCAGUUUCAUUUUCGGUCACUUUUAUUUUUUUAA